AUCCACAGUUUGGUGUACAUUUGUUCAAUAAAUACAGUAAAGAAAUAUUGAAGCAAAAGUCUCAUUGCAUAGGCACAAAUGUUUCUGAAGAUAGAACUAAUGAAAAUAGACAGUUUGAUAAUUAUGAUGAUAGUGAAAAUAAUGAAAAUAUUGGUGCUUCGAGGCAUCAUUGGUCUACAGAGCAAACGAAAUUACUACUAUUUCUAUUUCGUCAAUUAAGCAAAGAAAAUAUGAUACACAACCGUCUUUGGAAUGAAAUAUCAGCGGGAAUGAAAGAGAAAGGUUAUGCUCUUACUGCAUCACAAUGUAGUACAAAAAUAGACAGUUUAAAAAAAGCUUAUAAGAAAUGUUGUGAUCAUAAUCGCCAAACUGGAAACACACCAAAAAAAAUUGAACAUUAUGAUAUUUUAUGUGAAAUAUUCGCUAAAACACCAUGGAUGCAGCCUUUGUCUACUGUUGGAUCCAGCAAGCCUCUUGGGCAACAUUUAGAUGAGGAAUCAUCGUCUUCAGGAAGUUCAAAACGUGGCAGCAUCAAUAAGGACGACUAUAUGACACAAUUUUU
Cyphomyrmex costatus is the source of this 562-nucleotide messenger RNA. Its product is annotated as trihelix transcription factor GT-4-like. NCBI's taxonomy places the organism in Eukaryota, Metazoa, Arthropoda, Insecta, Hymenoptera, Formicidae. The record is from RefSeq and is a predicted model, not a curated record. The annotation marks the transcript as partial. The transcript is spliced from 4 exons.